Molecule: messenger RNA, 1612 nt
Organism: Ailuropoda melanoleuca (giant panda)
Lineage: Eukaryota; Metazoa; Chordata; Mammalia; Carnivora; Ursidae
Gene: SPMIP3
Product: sperm microtubule inner protein 3
Exons: 5
Coding region: 90-506 (138 amino acids)
Source: RefSeq, a predicted model, not a curated record
GCAGCCAAAAUAACCGCUGUCCUCAGAAGACUGCGUUUAAGAACAGAGAGGGCUCUACCCACUGCAGCCCAAGCAGACUCCCAUCCACCAUGGCUGCCAUCUGGCUUCGAGAAUUUGUUGACCGCCGCCCAAUGAUCCCGUCCAGUAUAUUCAUCACUCAUCAAGGAAAGGACGUCCAAGGAUAUUACCCUGGGCAGCUGGCAAGGGUCCACUUUGAUUCUACUGCAAAGAGACCUUCCAGACCUCUCAUAGACUUGACAAUUCCACCCAAGAGAAAGAGUCUGUAUGAGCCUCAACUAGACCAGCAAACUCUCAUUCGAUAUAUUUGUUUCCGAAGACACUCAAAGCCCAGUGAACCAUGGUAUAAAGAAACCACCUACCAAAGAGACUAUUCUCUGCCAUUUUACAAGAUCGAUUGGGACCAGAAAUUAGCCACAAUUUCAUCGAAUCCUAGACCAGUAAAUUCACUCCCAGAGUUGUACUGUUGUGAAGAGAGGCAGCUUUGAAAGAAAACCUUUUAAAUUUAAAAUAACCAUGGCAUUCGAACAAAACAGUUGGAGUUCUUAGGUGACUCCUUUAGAUUAAAAUAAUAACAGAACUACUUAUGAUUUAAGUGUGUAUCCAGAUGGUUACAGUCCUGAAAUAUUUACAUGGUAAAUUCUUUUCGGAAUAAGGUGAUCAGCGGGCAGGGCAUCAAGAGUCAAGUUGAAGAGAACUCGUCAUCUGUUCUCACAUCAGCCCCAACACCAGUCUCAUUGCUGGUGCUGACCAGCCAUUUUACGUGUAAUCCAAUGGUUAUAUGGGGGACCAGGCAGGAUAUAACCUCCUCGAUAACUGCAUCACUCACUAGUGGGGAAAAAAGGAGAAUCUGGGGAUGUAGCCAAGAAAGAAGACCGCCAGCACCGCAGACCCUAAAGGAGUUCUGGAUGCAGAAAAGCAGAUAUGGCUUAGGGCUGCAGUGAGCUAUGAGGCUGGUAAAAGACAAAAAGAAUUGAGUCUGUACACGGAGAGUUAAUACCCCAUCUGAACAACUGGGCAUUGAUUCCCCAGGCAAAAGCUAGAGGGUCUUUUCUAAAGAAAUGAAUGAUCCCAAAGAAAAGAAUCCUACAUUCUGGACUGUAGUAACCCCCCAACAUACAAGUUAGUUCCCUACUCAACACCCCAAAGUGAAGCCUACCAGUUGACAAACUUCCCCCAGGAACACAAUUUCUGGUCGUGUCCCACUGCCAUAGUCUUAGAUGUGAAGAGCCAACCAUCACCUGAAAGUUGGAAAAAUAACAUAACAUGAAAGAGAACGACCAAAAUAAAGAGAAGAAACGAUCCCAGCGGAAACAAUUCAGGGAACACCAAGGAAUCUAAAACAAGCUAACAAAGUAACAUUGUCAUCUGACAAGGGAUGUGUCAAAAUAAUUGCAUCCACAAACACGAGCAAUCUUUCCAAAGCUCUUGGAAAUCAAAAAUGUGAUUGCUACAAUUAAAUACUGGAUAGGCUUGGAAUAAAAUUCUGAAAAACUCUAUAUGGAAUAGAAAAGCAAAGAAAAUUAUUGUUUUAAAAGAAGAGACACAGAGGGGCACCCGGGUGGCUCAGUGAGUUAAGUGUCCGACUCUUGGU